Plasmodium vinckei vinckei is the source of this 717-nucleotide messenger RNA. RefSeq names its product fam-b protein. The coding region runs from base 1 to 717 and encodes 238 amino acids. NCBI's taxonomy places the organism in Eukaryota, Apicomplexa, Aconoidasida, Haemosporida, Plasmodiidae. The transcript is spliced from 2 exons. The record is from RefSeq and is a predicted model, not a curated record.
AUGAGAGACAAAAUUUUAAAACUUGUUUUGUUUUCAAUUAUUACUUGCUAUUUUGAAUAUGCCAAAAAAGAAUUAUACUUUAUAAACGAAAGAAAGAUAUAUCUUGAAAGGAAUAUAAUAAAUUUUAAAAAUAAUAGGAUAUUAGCAGAUAGCAACAACCAAUUCGAUUUAAAUAAUUUUUAUGAAUCAACCUUGAGUCUUGCAAAUCAAUUUAAUGACUACAAUGAUGGUGACGGAGAAAUAACAAAUGUUCGAAAUGCUAUAGAUUCACAAAUAAAGAAGUAUAAGGAAAGUAAUACAUUACCCAAUUUAAAUAAUGUAGAUAAUAAAACGAAAAGGGUAAUUCAUGAACUUAGAAAAGAGUUCGAAGAAGUAAAAAAAGAGAUUGAUAAUAAAAGGAAUGGUGAAUUAGGAAUACAACUGAUACAAGAUAAAAGAAUAAUAAAAAAGGAUGAAAACAUUUUGGAGGCGAAAUAUGAUAAUUUUAAAUAUGAAUAUGAUGAAAUUAUAUCAAAUAAUAAUUAUAAGGAAUUAAAAACUAAUAAAAAGUUAAAAAAAGAAGAAAAACAACUCCUCGUGGGGGGUUUGACACUUAUAGGGUCUGUUUUUGCGAUAGUAGCAUCAGGACAGAUGUACCUACUAUUACUACUUGCACCUUGUUUGCUUUUAAUAUUUAAGAGUUGGCGGAAAUUUAAUAAAUAUCGCUUUAAUAUGUAA